Messenger RNA from Mytilus trossulus (common blue mussel), 798 nucleotides. Its product is annotated as short-chain collagen C4-like. Lineage: Eukaryota; Metazoa; Mollusca; Bivalvia; Mytilida; Mytilidae. The coding region runs from base 1 to 798 and encodes 265 amino acids. The transcript is spliced from 5 exons. The record is from RefSeq and is a predicted model, not a curated record.
AUGAUACACAGUGAAUUAGGAAAGGAAGGGGAACAUGGGUUGUUUAACUACUGUAUCAUUAGCCUGUCAACACUAAUGUUAAUGUCUCCAUUCAGCUGUGCAACUGCAAUUGUAGCCUUAAUAGUCAGUACUUAUGGCCAUGAUUGUAAAAAAUACAACCUGACACCAUCAGACCAAUCUCUUAUUGAUAUGAUGAAGCAUUACCUGCAUACCUCACGGAAAGCUGACUGUCCUUUAACACCUCUACAACAAGAUAUUGGUGUGACAUAUGUAAGAUGGGGAAAGAAAACUUGUCCUGAAAAGUCGGACAUUGUGUAUACUGGGCAGGUCGGAGGCAACUCUUAUUCUAACAAAGGAGGAGGUUCCAACUGGCUCUGUUUACCCAGUGAUCCUGAAAAUGGUAAAGCGCACUCCUAUGCUAAUGAUGGACUAUAUGGUGCCGAGUACCAGAUAAACUCCAGCAAUAAUCCAUCCGGGGUUUCUGCAAAUUUGUAUGACAAAGAGGUUCCAUGUUCUGUUUGCAGGCGGAAGGGGAAAGUUUCUGUUUUAAUGAUAGCAGGAAGAAAGUCAUGUUACAAAGGAUGGAAAUCUGAGUACAGUGGUUUCUUGUUGAGUGAACACAAGAGUUCUAACUCUAAAGACUUUAUCUGUAUGGACGGAGACGCAGAACCAUUAGACAAUCGGUCCUCCAACGAAGAAGGUGCUUUGUUUUAUCCCGUCAGAGCUAAAUGUGGAAGUCUGAGGUGUCCUCCAUACAAAGAUAAUACAGAAGUGCUUUGUACCGUUUGUACAAAAUAA